AUGUCGUCGUCGCGAUCCUCCAAGUCUUCCAGGCUGUCGGUAAGCUCAGAGCCUGGCGAUGGGUUUGUCACCGGCGCUGAGGCUGCCAAGACGCCCCCACCCGUGGCAGUGCCUGUGGCAGCGCCUGCGGCAGCGCCUGCGGCAGGAACGUCUGGAGACCGGGAAAAGCGAAAGCGAAAGCGCACCAGCGCAGCGCCCUCCAAACACCGCAAGGGACACCGAACCAAGACCCAAUGCUCAACUGACGAAGCAAAGCCCGCUGCAGCACCCACGCCACUGCCAGCACCUCUUCCGGAGACCUCAACGGCCUACACAUGCCAAACGUCCCGGCUGCAGGCAUCGCGCUCUGCGAAUGAACAGGCGGUGUCGACCCCGGACCUGGCCAAACUGAUCACCGAGGAUGAGCGGUCAGCAACUCCGUCAGCGCCACCGUUCAGAAUGCCGCCUGUAGACUUGGACGAACACGUGUCCGACGACACUGCGCCGUGGCCUCCGGCACCGUCCUCGCCAACGAUCAACGAGUCGCCGCUACCUUCCUUUACAGCAGGGCCACCAUCAGCGGAACCAACUGUGCACAUUCCAGCCGUAUCGAGCCCACCGAAGCGUCAGGUGCUCUAG
Molecule: messenger RNA, 618 nt
Organism: Dermacentor silvarum
Lineage: Eukaryota; Metazoa; Arthropoda; Arachnida; Ixodida; Ixodidae
Product: nematocyst expressed protein 3-like
Exons: 2
Coding region: 1-618 (205 amino acids)
Source: RefSeq, a predicted model, not a curated record